CGCGUCACGGUUUACCUUUGCUUGGCAAAAUUUCACGUUGAAAAUUUGUACAUGAUCACAUGCAGUUUCAAACGACUCGAUAAAUGACACUUUUUGCCAACUCACAUACGAUUUUUCCUUUGAAACUGAUAUACCACGGGCAAUCACUUGCUAAAUCAUUUGAAUACUUUAUCAAGUGUAUGGAACAUGACGCUUUUUUUGCCAUGCCGUUCUUUCGUGCAUACUAACCGCUACAUCCCAACACGCCACGAUAAACCGCGCGAAAUAACGCCUGUGUAUGGCCAGCUAUUAGCUGGCCAUACACAGGCGUUAUUUCGCGCGGUUUAUCGUGGCGUGUUGGGAUGUAGCGGUGUGCCUCAAGGCUCUAAUCUGGGUUCACUUAUGUUUUUGAUAUUUAUUAACGACCUACCGUCUAACUUAAAUGUCCCUUCUUUACUGUUUGCCGAUGAUCUAAAAGUGUUUUUUCAAAUUAGCUCAAUUCAGGAUUGUAUUAAUUUGCAAACAAAAAGACCUCCUUCUGUUAAGCAGUUAUUCAUAAUGGAUUUUUUAACAGUGGAAGAAAAGAUAGAAAUGAUUUUGAUUUAUGGAGAAGCAGGCAGGAAUCUUGAUGAUGCUGUUAAUAUCUACGCUCAGCGUUUUCCGGAUAAAAUUCGAUCAAGUACUUCAUUUCACCGUACAGUCAAGCGGUUUACUACAAACGGGAGUGUUCAACCGAGAAAUAGUUUUCGUCUAGCAACAGUCACAGGUGGAAAUAAUGAAAUUAAUGUAUUAGCAGCAACGGCCGCUAAUCCUCAUGCAUGCACCUGAG
Brassicogethes aeneus is the source of this 808-nucleotide messenger RNA. NCBI's taxonomy places the organism in Eukaryota, Metazoa, Arthropoda, Insecta, Coleoptera, Nitidulidae. The record is from the annotation of a GenBank genome assembly.